AUGGAUGUUUUCACGUCCGCAGCGGGAAAAACUUAUGAAUACACGGCCCUUAAGCCCAACGAGGUUCGGCUCAUGGUUCUGCAUCCAGGAAGACCAGGCCACAAUUCCCACCGCGAUCAACCUCUUCGAUGCUCUCUCCUCACCUUGACCUUCGAUGAUGCUCAAAGAAGAGAGUAUGAAGCUCUCUCCUACGUCUGUUCGGCCAGCAAUCUUUAUGGAUAUUCAGCUCAGAACUACCCCGAAGAAGUGGGAAAACCCAAUCUGGAGGCACCGCUGCCAAAUGAAUGCCGGAUCUGGUGCCAACAUGAAGUCGCUGAGAAGUCUGGCUUCCGUAACGUGACCAAAAAUCUCAUCGAGGCACUCUCACGACUCCGAUAUACGUCUGAAGACCGUGUCCUGUGGGUGGACGCCAUGUGCAUAAAUCAAGACGAUAAUGAUGCCGAAAAGGCCACUCAAGUGCCCUUGAUGGCCAGGAUAUAUUCCUGUGCUUCACAGGUAAUUAUUUGGCUGGGAGAGACACUGUCACGGCCAUUUACGGAUGUUGUGUUAAAUAGACGCGAUAUCACUGAGUCGGCAUUUGACUAUGUUACCUGGGUAAACAAGCUAGAGCCCAAAAUGAGGGAUCUCGACUUUUAUCGUUCCACCAGACCCGGGGACAUGCUUGGUACAGUUAACAUGAUGUUAGCUAUGUUUCAAGAGCUUUUGUGGCGUUGUGAGUGGUUCCAGCGGACGUGGACGUUCCAGGAAGCAGUGAUGGCGAAGCAAGCAACAGUGAUAUGCGGUGGCCAUCAAGCAAGCUGGGACGCGUUACAUGAGGCAUGUCGUUUCAACAGCCGAGGCAUGCAGCUACCGAGUGACAUACUUCAUCACGAGAGGAUUGUGAAUGCUAUUGUGCUAGUACUUGAAGUACAACGCCUCCGCAAGCUGCGGUGUUUACCCGAAAAUACGAACAGAGAAUGUCUCACCAAUGCCGAUCCUUGGAGGUUCGAUCAGCUAUUACACGCUAUCCGAUCCAAAAAUGCCACUUGUUUACACGAUAAGGUCUAUGCGGUUUUAAGCAUGGCAAGCGGCCAAAACCUACCACGCCCAGACUACAGUGCUUCCCUUAGCAAGGUUUAUUGUGACGUUGCCCAAUGUCUUUCUCGGAACCUGGAAAGAGGCUGGAUUUCUGUCCUCAGCUACGCUGAGUUACCUAACCGAGAUAUCGCGGAUGAACUAAAAGAGUUGCCCAGCUGGGCACCGAAUUGGAGUAUGCCGACCGAUACUGCUCCAAUAUCUUGGUACGCAGAUUUUCGAGCUGCCGGUAUCACAGUCGACAAUUGCUUCGUCCUGGAAAACAAAGAAGGAAAUCAGAACCCCCCACUAUUAUCAAUCCGUGGUGCUCGCCUAUUCACUGUCCAUACAGUGGCAAAAGCCUCACAUGAGGAUAAGGAUGAGCUUAUCAACAUGCCAUGGGAACCAACCGAGAGCUACCCGCUGACCAAUGAAGAGUAUUUAGUGGCGUACAGUAAAGUAGCAAGACCGGACAUCAUGGAGUUGACGAACCCACAGGAGGACCCCUUUCGUCCGUGCCGAUCACCAUUCUGGGAAGGUUUAAAAUAUUUCUCGGCUCGCCAAUUAGCGAAGGCUGGACUCGAAUAUCAUUAUGAUCGGGCGAUUUCUGGCCACCGACAUUACAGUCACUUGCGGCAAAGUAGGCCGAUCCCCGGUCGUCGUGUUGGUUUCGCUCCUAUCCAUAUGGACCGGCGGCUCUUUCUGGGAUCUAGUGGAUGUCUCGGUUUAGCGCCUCUAGCCACCAGGAAAGGAGAUUAUGUUUGUCUGUUUUUGGGCGGAGAAGUGUUGUACGUAAUCCGACCUGUCCUGAAUGGACGUUUUACGUUUGUGGGUGAGUGUUUCGUGUAUGGGCUGAUGCAUGGGGAGGCGAUGGAAGGUCUGAGUGAAGCGAGAGUUGAGGAUUUCAUCCUCCAGUGA
Messenger RNA from Exophiala xenobiotica, 1971 nucleotides. RefSeq lists its product as uncharacterized. The record is from RefSeq and is a predicted model, not a curated record. NCBI's taxonomy places the organism in Eukaryota, Fungi, Ascomycota, Eurotiomycetes, Chaetothyriales, Herpotrichiellaceae. Bases 1 to 1971 code for a protein of 656 amino acids. The transcript has a single exon.